Molecule: messenger RNA, 540 nt
Organism: Mangifera indica (mango)
Lineage: Eukaryota; Viridiplantae; Streptophyta; Magnoliopsida; Sapindales; Anacardiaceae
Exons: 2
Coding region: 70-540 (156 amino acids)
Source: RefSeq, a predicted model, not a curated record
UACCAAAGAAACCAGCACUUGAAGACCAAUUUCUCAAACUUGUAAUCCAAAGACUUUGUGUCAUUCAUCAUGUCGCACCCGUCUCAGUCUAAGCAUCAAGCUUCUGAUGUAGAGAGAGGGAGCCAUGAUUCUCAGCCAGGUGGAAAUCCUAAGGACAUUUCCGCUAAACUCCGAUCUUGUUAUGACCUCACUCCGCAACCCAUUGGAAACACUCCACAUCAGAUGAGUGAGAAAUUUGAUAUAGAGGAAACCACUUGGAGAUGCAGGCUGUAUAUUGCAGCUUAUCUGAUUGUUGUCUUAAUGCACCCGCUGCAUUACUACGUUUAUGUGAUCAAGCCUGAACAAAAUUGUCUCGAAACCGACAAUGAAUUACACAACACAAUUGCCAUUGUCCUCUUCUUUAAUGCUUAUAUGCUGCUCUAUACUCGGAAUUUUAUCAGAAAACUCUUUAAAACAGGCCCUACUUAUAAGACGAUGAAAUAUCAUUUGCUUCACUCAAAUACCAGUAUUGUUGAUGGCAUUGGUAAGGUCCUUUCUUGA